AUGAGGUUAACCGUUGGAAGACCAUCAUCUGAAGUUGAAGAGAUCAGUAAUUUUGCAAAAUGGUUGUUGGACGUUGGUGAGGGAAAUGUUGGCGGUUCCAAUUAUGGAGAAGCAAUAAUUGAAAUACCACCUGAGCUUUUAAUUGACAGCAUAUCUAAUCCAAUUUCUAGCCUGAUUGAUUUUGUCUAUCCAGCUAUACUUGCGCCUAAGAAUGAAGUUGUUCACGAGAUUAACGACAGAUUGUUGGCACUUUUCCCAGGUGAAGAAAAAGAGUAUCUUAGUUCUGACAGUCUAUGCCCUACUGAAGAUGGCAAUGUUGAUCAGCAAAAAAUAUACUCACCCGACGUGCUGAAUGGUGUUAAAGUGUCUGGUUUACCAAAUCAUAGGUUAGUGCUUAAAGUUGGUGUUCCAGUAAUGUUGUUGCGAAAUAUUGACUAA
Molecule: messenger RNA, 438 nt
Organism: Helianthus annuus (common sunflower)
Lineage: Eukaryota; Viridiplantae; Streptophyta; Magnoliopsida; Asterales; Asteraceae
Exons: 2
Coding region: 1-438 (145 amino acids)
Source: RefSeq, a predicted model, not a curated record